Messenger RNA from Lolium perenne, 1225 nucleotides. RefSeq names its product transcription factor IBH1-like 1. NCBI's taxonomy places the organism in Eukaryota, Viridiplantae, Streptophyta, Magnoliopsida, Poales, Poaceae. Gene Ontology annotation, molecular function: protein dimerization activity. Gene Ontology annotation, biological process: regulation of DNA-templated transcription. The record is from RefSeq and is a predicted model, not a curated record.
UAUUAGUUAGAGGACCACAGGCCAGGACAGGCUAGAUGGUUGCAAUAUGCAUGCUAGCUCACACCACAUGUGCAUGCCGUCCAUCCUGUGUUCUUCACUCCUCGCAGAUAUAUAUGCACUCACAAUUCACAAACACACACCAAGCAGUAUCUCGAGUGAAUUGGUCGAACACCAACGAAUAGAGCAAUGAGAGGACCUACGGCAAAGUCCUUCAAGCAAGGCUUCCUCAGGAACUUCCUCGUCAGCCUCAAAUCUUGCAGAAAUGGCGACAUGAGCCUACAAGAGAGGAAGCGCGCCGUCAGGUCGUCGGCCGACGCCGCAAUGGCCACUGCCCGCGGCAGCGGAGCCAUCUGGCCACGAGCCCUCCUAGCAUCAUCAUCGCCACCUUCGUCGUCGUGGUGGCCUAGGCUGUUGCCUACUGCAGCCAAGGUGAAGACCACGAGGUGCAAGAGCACGGCGAGAAGGUGCUGUCGACCGAAGAGGAGUAGCAGCGAGAUGAUCGCGAGGAGGCUGGUGAGGAAACGGACCAAGAUCUUGAGGGGGAUGGUGCCCGGCGGCGAGCUCCUGGACGGCGUCUCGUUGCUCCGCGAGGCCAUGGACUACGUCGUCCACCUGCGCGCGCAGGUCGCCGUGCUCCGGCGCGUCUCCAACGCCAUGCACCACAUGGCAGGAGCUGUUGCACCACCUGUGCAGUUGAAGGUGGAGACGGCUCACCUCUCGGAUGGAAACCAAGGAUAGCAAGAUCGUAGCAGUAGUCAGAGGAGCGAAUGCUCUACGGAGAUCUCGGAGGCAUGUAAAAAAAGAUCAAGAGAAUGUCCCUGAUUAGGGUGUGAAGAACUGUCAAGAUCCUGUGUUGUUCAGAGAGGCAUGAGAUCGAGGAUAUCGUGAGUCGUCAGAAAGAGAGAUCGUCGUAGUGUGUAGUGGUGUUCAGAGAGGCGCCUCGGAGUUUUUGGGUGCAAUGACUUGCAACUGAUUUGUGGUCAACCAAGAGAUGCUGGCGCCGCGCGCUGGCAAUUCCCGGAUCAUGCUUUGUGGAGUGGAUAUGAAAUUCUGGUUAUAUUCUUUUCAUGCCGGCGGGAAUUUGAUUUAGACUAUUGCCCUCCGGUCUGUUUUGUUAGUUUGAUCACUGCAUAUUUUCCUUUUCUCUUUCGUGGUUGAUACCUUUUUCAGUGUUUCUGGGUAUGUACAUGAGAUUAUCAGCGAACAAAAUUCAGAUCUUGUCCCU